Clunio marinus is the source of this 2122-nucleotide messenger RNA. NCBI's taxonomy places the organism in Eukaryota, Metazoa, Arthropoda, Insecta, Diptera, Chironomidae. The record is from the annotation of a GenBank genome assembly.
CUACUUUUCAGCAAACAAGUCGAGAGAAGCCAAAAGUUUUCACAGUAGCAUUCGAAUUAAAAAUAUUUCCUAUAAGCUACAAAUUUCAUAUAGUCAACAAUUCUUGAGGUGUAAUUGAUAAAUAGUGUGGUACAAAAGUUAUUAAUAUUGAACACCAGGCAGAUUUCAAGCAAUUAAGAUUUGCUAUCACCGUGAUUAAGAUCAAACAAUAAAAAAUGGCAUUCGCAGGAUUAAAAAAACAAAUCAACAAAGCUAAUCAGUAUGUAACUGAGAAAAUGGGUGGUGCUGAAGGAACAAAACUUGAUCUUGAUUUUAUGGAAAUGGAAAGGAAAACUGAUGUAACAGUUGAAUUGGUAGAAGAAAUACAAGCAAAAACUAAAGAAUAUCUUCAACCAAAUCCAACUGCUCGAGCUAAAAUGAUUGCUGUUCAGGGUAUCUCAAAGUUAUCUGGCCAAGCUAAAAGUAACACGUAUCCUCAAGCAGAAGGUGUGUUAGCCGACUGCAUGCUCAUUUAUGGCAAACGGUUAGGUGAAGACUCGAGCCUUUUCGCUCAAGCCUUAGUAGAGUUUGGCGAUACCUUAAAGCAAAUGGCUGACGUUAAAUAUGCUCUUGAUGAUAAUGUUAAGCAGAACUUUCUGGAACCUUUGCAUCAGCUUCAAAUGAAAGAUUUGAAAGAAGUUAUGCAUCAUCGCAAAAAAUUGCAAGGUCGUCGUCUUGACUUUGACUGCAAGAAACGUCAGAGAGCAAGAGGCAAGUUUAAUAAAUUUAUUAUGUAUGAUGAGAUAAAAGGAGCGGAACAAAAGUUUGCUGAAUCUUUACAACAUGCCCAAAUGGGCAUGUAUCAUUUACUGGAGAACGAUGUCGAGCAGAUAUCUCAAAUGGCUUAUUUUGCUGAGGCAUUGUUAGAUUACCAUCAGCAGUGUACUGGUAUCCUUCAAGGCUUAGUAGAGACAAUGCAAGCAAAACGUGAAGAAGCGGCGCAACGGCCAAAAUCUGAGUUUGUUCCAAAGACUCUUUCCGAUUUAGUUGUUGAUAAUGAUGAUGGCUUGUCUGGAACUCCAGGAACACCAGUUAAGCCAAAUCAUUUGGAAAUUAUGGGAAAUGGUUCAAAUGCUCGUUCAAGUAACGCAUCUCCUUUACCAUCGCCAAUGAGAUCUCCAGCUAAACCGCCUCAACCAGUUCAGCCUCAACAUCCAAGUUGUAUAGCACUCUAUGACUUCGACCCCGAGAAUCCUGGAGAGCUUGGAUUUAAAGAGAACGAUAUUAUUACUUUGAUUCAACGGGUUGAUGAUAACUGGUUCGAAGGAAAAGUUAAUGGGAAGCAAGGAUACUUUCCACAGUCAUAUGUUGAAGUUAAAAUUCCAUUACCUUAAAAUACCCAAUCAGAAAAUGAUGUCAUAAGUAUAAUUCGCUAAAAACUUAUUUCCUUAAACUCUACUAAUAACAAGAUGUAAUAACAUUAGUGUUGAAAAUAUUCAAGAAAUAACUUCUUCUAAAUAUUUUAAGCUCGUCUUAUUGAAAUCUCCGUAUCAAACUAUAUUUUCUGUUAUGUUGAUGCUAAAUUCAUGUAAUAUGAGAUAAAAGAUAAAAAAUAUACAAAAGGAACGGUGAUAAUACGACAAUUAUUCGCAGUGAAAUAUAGGAUUGCUCUUGGCGACUUAGUACUAUAUAUAAAUAUAUAUAUACAACAUGGAAGAAGAAAUCUUUCAUCAGCUUGUCUUGGCAAUAAAGUAUGAAAUUAUAUUAAUGUUUAAGAUAGAAAAACCAUGUCUGAAUUCGAUAAAGAAACACAAACACUCUUAAUAAAACAAAGCAAGUUGAAGAGUCGCUAAGAUUAGAUAAACAUUAUUUAAUUGAAAAGAACUAAUUAAUCGAAUAAUUAAUUAACUUAUGCAGUUAUAAAUCUACACAAGAGUUCAUUAAAUAUUAGGGUUAAAUAUCAUCAGUUUAUUAUUGUUCUUGAAAUUACUGAAAAUCUAUUCUAAUGAAUGUAGGUAUGGAAAUGUUAAAAUUAAAAUUAAAAAUUUGAUUCUUUCCAAAAAUUUAAUUAACUUAAAAAUGUGAAAGUGAACAAUAAGUAAUAAAAAAUGAGAUUAUCGAUUUAUUUACUGGCACAAUAAAA